AUGGUCCCGGUCCCGCAGGACUUUCAAUGCGACCAGUCUAAAAAGAAAUCCAAACAUAAUUCGAAUGCAAUACCAGAUGAUAUGGAUGAUACGCUUGAUUCAAUGUUGGAUAGUGCUUCCAAAUUAACCAUGUCAUUAAAAUCAGAUAGAGCCGGACGACGUCCGACGAUUGAAGCACAAAGUGGAUGGAUGGAACUGAGCGGAGAUCCAGGAGAUAAUGAACCAAUUCGACCACCACUUUUCGUACCAAGAACGUCUCGACAGCGAGCAGAAGAAAUUGUUAUUAAUGAUAUUCCAACUAUUCCAACGGACGACGCUGAUGGUGAUGAAUCACUCGAUAUGGCUCCGCAAAUGGCUGAUGCACCUGAAUUUACUGCUCAUCAAAUAGCGUCUUAUAAAGAAAUUGAAACAGAAUUCCUCCGAGAAAGAGCUAGUCAGUAUAUUGACAGUAAAACUGACAUUGGUAUUUUAUAUCAAAAUUUACAUUUACAAGAAGAUUUUGAUGUAGAGGAACAAAAAGUAUGGGAAUGGGACAAAUUGUUUACAGAAGUUGUGAAUACAUUAAGCAAUUUAUCAACAACUACUGCAGAACAAUGA
Molecule: messenger RNA, 597 nt
Organism: Didymodactylos carnosus
Lineage: Eukaryota; Metazoa; Rotifera; Eurotatoria; Philodinida; Philodinidae
Source: the annotation of a GenBank genome assembly